CAGAGCAUAAAACGCCUCUGAUCAUGGGACUUAGACCCCUGAAAAUGUCAUUGAGUGCGGAACCGUGGUUGUGUGUGUUGAAAUGCCUGUAAGCACAGCAGUCCUGCGGUGUGCUCCGUAGCUCUCCUCAGCGGAAAGCGAUCGAUGGAUUUCCAAAAACUUUGCACUUUUGAAACUUUCCAGCGGGUCUGGAGUCGCUACGGUUAUGGGGGAAACUUGCGAGACGUGAUCGAGCAGGAGUUCACACGGAUUAAAGGAAUAACAUAUCUGGAUCAUGCAGCAGCUACUCUGUACCCUGAGUCUCUGGUCAGGGACUACAGCUCGGACAUUUCAAGGAACUUAUACGGUAACCCUCACAGCCAUAAUCCCAGCAGCAGAUUGACACAUGACACCGUGGAGAGGGUCAGAUACAGGGUAUUGCAGCAUUUUAACACCACCCCUGAGGAGUACUCUGUGAUUUUCACUUCUGGUUGUACAGCUGCUCUCAAAUUAGUGGCCGAGAGCUUUCCCUGGAGGCCGCAGACAGAGAGCGAAGCGGGGAGUCGCUUCUGCUACCUCACCGACAGCCAUACCUCUGUGGUUGGCAUGACAGGAGUGACUUCUGGCCAGGGGGUAGUUGCACUGCCUGUCUCGCCGCAGGAGGUGGAAAACAGGGCAAAAGAUGAGGCUCAAGGUGAAGAUGUUAUUUGCCAGACGCCGCACUUGUUCUGCUACCCAGCACAGAGCAACUUCUCUGGGAGGAAGUAUCCCCUUAGCCAUGUGAAAGGCAUCCAGGCGAGACGCCUUUACCCAGCGUGUGACCACAAAGGCCACUGGUUUGUGCUGCUCGACGCUGCCUCUCAUGUCAGCUGUUCCCCUUUAAACCUACAGCACUGCCCUGCUGAUUUCAUUCCCAUCUCCUUCUACAAGAUGUUUGGCUUCCCUACAGGGCUGGGGGCACUUCUUGUCCGUAACGACGCAGCAGGCAUACUAAAAAAGACUUAUUUUGGAGGAGGCACAGCAGCAGCUUACCUUUCUGGAGAAGAUUAUUAUGUGCAUUCAGCAAACAUUUCUGACAGAUUUGAAGAUGGGACUGUCUCUUUCUUGGACAUCAUAGCUCUAAAUCACAGUUUUGAAGCUCUUUACAAGAUCACAGGGGGCAUGCACAACAUCCAACAGCACACGUUUGGUUUGGCACGCUACACUUACAUGCUGCUGUCAAGUCUUUGCCAUGGCAACGGGCAACCAGUGGCUCAGAUAUACACCGAAGGGCAGUUUGAGAGUCCAAGCACACAGGGUGCAAUCCUAAACUUCAACCUCAUGGAUUCUCAUGGAAAGAUAAUUGGAUAUUCUCAGGUGGACAGAAUGGCCAGCCUGUACAAUAUACACAUGCGCACAGGCUGCUUCUGCAACACCGGGGCCUGUCAGUCCUUCCUCGGGAUCACCAAUCAGCAGAUGAAGAGAAACCUGCAGGCUGGCCAUGUCUGCGGAGACAGCAUUGACCUGGUGGACGGCCAGCCGACCGGAUCUGUCCGCGUGUCCUUUGGCUACAUGUCAACAUUUGAAGACUGUCAAAAGUUCCUGAGCUUUGUUGCAGAGUGUUUCGUAGAGAAACCAGUCACGGUGGACCAAGUGAAACUAGAGAAGCUAAGAGCGACCGCAGCAGAAUCCCAGGGCUCAAAUGAGGAUUCUACUAUCAAAAUGACUAAUGGAGAAAUACAUCAAGCAGAUGAGACGAAGCCCACAGAGGCAUCACUGAAGGGAUUUGGACACACAGACUCAAACAGCCAUGGGGGGGCUUAUUCUCUCACCGACAUCUACAUAUAUCCCAUCAAAUCGUGUGGAGCAUAUGAGGUCCACGACUGGCCAGUGGGACCGCUGGGUUUGCUAUAUGACAGAGGCUGGAUGGUGGUGAAUGGAAACGGCGUGUGCCUGAGUCAGAAGAGAGAGGCGCGUUUAUGCCUCAUUCGCCCACAAGUCCACCUGCCCUCAAACAAAUUGCUCCUGCGGGCGUCAGGGAUGGAUACCAUUUCUGUUCCUUUAGAAAGCAGCCCUCAAAAGCACACAAGCUAUCCGGUGUGUCAGAGUAAAGUUUGUGGUGACAGGGUGGAGACUGUCGACUGUGGGGACGAGGCUGCAUUGUGGCUUUCAGACUUCCUUGGACAGCCAUGCCGACUGAUAAGACAAAGUCCUUAUUUCACCCGAGACAUGAAGAAGAAGCCAAGCGGAGCUGCCUCCUCCUCUUCCUCGUCCCUCUCCCUGGUGAAUGAAGCUCAGUAUCUUAUGAUCAACCGUGCCAGUGUGGAGCUCAUUCAGAAACAAAUGAGCAGCAGGCAGGACUAUUCUGAGGGCGAUCAGCUGCUUGACACACAGAAUGUCAUUAGCCGCUUCCGAGCCAAUUUAGUCAUCACUGGAGUAGAACCAUUUGAAGAAGAUAAUUGGUCACACUUGAUUAUUGGCACCACUCGAUUCGUGGUUGCAGGUCAGUGUGGAAGAUGCCAGAUGGUUGGAGUAGACCAGGAUACUGGGACCAAAACAAAAGAGCCGCUAAUGUCCCUGACUGCUUACCGCGACGGGAAGGUGACUUUUGGUGUCUACCUGACCCAUCAGCUACCAAAGGAUUCCCCUACAGGCAGUGUUCUCUCUGUUGGCUCCCUCGUACAGCCAAAGAUACACAGUCCUUGAAGUGGUCAUUUGCAUCAACAUCAACUUAUUUAUUUUGGGUGACAUCUUUGGUCCUAAGCAGUCAGUUCUGCACUGCAUGUCCUGAAGAUCACCUGUAAAUACACUGUGGGGAGUUUAAAUAGAUGCUACUCUUUUCUUUGUCUGUGUAGCCCUGGUGGGUUCUGUCCUCUCAAGUGUCCUUUUCAUACAAGGGCAUUGAGAUUUUAUUCUAUUCAAGUCUGUUUUGAUGGGAAAAUAAUGAGAUUUUAUUCCCCAUGGUUAUGUUCUUAAAAUGUGUGCAGUAAAAUAGAUGUGAAGUAUUAAUUGCUUGACAGAAUUAUCAUUUGAAUGUGUAACUGUUAUUUUAGCCAAAACAUGUCAGGCUUGAUGCUUUAAUCACUGUUCAUGUUAAUCUCCCAGACAGUUCUUCCACUGUUUUUUCCCAUGGAGGUUUAUGUUGCUAUUUAUUCCAAACACAACAACACCGUUACUGCUGCCAGAAAUCUGAAACACAUUGUAAUAAAUAAUAAUACUGUACUGAAAAAAAAAACAACCUACCAGACACUCAGUGCUUAGAAUAUACUCCCAACAUGGUGCUGAACUGGACGUAAUAUUUUCUGCCAGAGUCUAAUUAUUUGAAAUAUAAGAUAGAAAACAGUAAGGUUAGACAUCUCGGCCACCAGUAAUUAUAUGCUCAGAGUGACAUGCUUGUACAUAAAGUAUGUAUGUGCUCAAUUGAUCUGUUAAUGUCUGGGAGUAAGUAAAAUUGGUGCUAUGUAGAUUUUGUGCUGCUAAUUGCAUAUUUGACAGUAUGUGUGUGGCCUUUUAUAAAGGCAUUCCAAAAGAAGUUGAACUAAGUAUAUAGACAGAUGACAGAUUAAAGGAAAUUCCUAUGUAAAGUGUCUCAUUUGGUAUUUGAAUGAUGGUGGUCGACAGCGCUGUGUAACACAUCACUCCAAAAUCUCAAUUUGGUUUAGAUCUGGUGACUUCAUAGGCCAUCGGAUAUGAGUCACAUAAUUUUCAUACUCAUCAACCCCUUCAGUGAGUCAUUUACUCUGGUUUUUCCUUUAAUAGAUCACUCAAUUCUACCUCUUACCAGAGCACACACUCCUGUGCUGGUAACUCAGUGAUGUCUUACUUUCUUUUGUUAUUUGUAUGUGUGUUAUAUUUACUCAUAUUUAAUGAUCAACAUUUAAUGGAACAAACUGAAUAGUUUUCAUGAACUUGUAAAAUACAUGAUUUUUAAAAAUUAAAUAAAAUUUUAUUUCAGUAUUAAAACAGUUGGCCUA
Molecule: messenger RNA, 3932 nt
Organism: Toxotes jaculatrix (banded archerfish)
Lineage: Eukaryota; Metazoa; Chordata; Actinopteri; Toxotidae
Gene: mocos
Product: molybdenum cofactor sulfurase
Exons: 15
Coding region: 145-2664 (839 amino acids)
Biological process (GO): Mo-molybdopterin cofactor biosynthetic process
Molecular function (GO): pyridoxal phosphate binding; molybdenum ion binding; molybdenum cofactor sulfurtransferase activity
Source: RefSeq, a predicted model, not a curated record